Molecule: messenger RNA, 2696 nt
Organism: Anopheles stephensi (Asian malaria mosquito)
Lineage: Eukaryota; Metazoa; Arthropoda; Insecta; Diptera; Culicidae
Exons: 3
Coding region: 1328-1924 (198 amino acids)
Source: RefSeq, a predicted model, not a curated record
ACGUCAACAGUAAAAACUCAACCUCAGCUUUCAAGCUUUCAAAGCAACGCAACGGCGAGCACGAGAGCUCAUUUGCUUGUCAGCUGUUAAAGAUCGUGGAGAUCGCCCGAUAUCUUCCAGAUGCAGUUACGCUCUUUCUCCGGUUCUCUGGAUCUCUUGCGAGAGCAACAACAACCCUCGCCAAGAUGGGUGCGCCAAGUGUGGGAUGCCGGCCUCAACAACCACAACAACAACAGCAACCAUCACCCUCAAAACGGGGAGUAUGAAAGACAGAGAGACCGCCUUGCCACCGUGACAACCAGCCAUGAUCUUCGAUGCUCUUCGCAACGAUCGCACAAACACCCCAAAGCGGGAAUUAUCUAAUGCCGCUCGGUUGGUGGAGAACCGCCGAUUUCGCCCGCCAGUUCUGCUCGGUUACUCGAAUCGUACGAUCGUAGUCCGCGUGUCGCUCGCCGUACCGGGCCAAACAAGAUCGUGCACGGGGGUCGUGUUAUUGUGUUUACGUACGCACACUCGUAGUGUUUCUCCCAGUUCCCCGUCCGGUGUGUAACUGCUACCGUAGCUAGGCACCGAGUGGCCCACAUUUCUAGCCCAGUAAUUGCCCACAAACUACCAGAGGCCCUCCCUAACUAGACCGACAAGUAAACUCCUCACGAGAAAGGUUGGCUUUUAAUUUUGGGACGUCUUGGACGACUCAUUUCGAAAAAGCAGCACAACAACGCCAAAACUCGAAAGGCCGCGAAACAACCGUUACUGUAAUCGUCAUCGGAGACCGCCUUCCGUCAGCUACUUCUCGGGGUGGUAUUUUGGCAAUGUCUACACACGGCCCGUUCGUUUUGCCUCUCUCGAAAGGUUCUGCGUUCAGUGCGAAAUUGUAAAAGUGAGUCCUACUGAAGUCAGAAGGCAAAACAAAAAUGUGACAGUACAGCUCGCUACUACUACCGAAAAGUGACAGAUGAGUGAUAAUUAGUGUGUGGACCACCCUGUGCUAUUUGCUCCCCAUGCUUCCUGGGUGAUCUUGUCCGUUCGGUGUAAACGUGUACACGACUAAUUGGUCUUGCCCGAGUGCUGAGUUUGAGAAAGAGAACCGAUCGAGACAACAGGGCGAAACGUCACCUAGAAUUGUUCCGGCGACAUAAUGCGCAUGGCGCAUCUAAUUGCGAACAUCAACAACAGCACAACCAACCAACUACCGAGGGAACGGUUACGUCUGGCAAGCUGUUAGGCGCUGAAGUCUCUCUCUCUCUCUCUCUCGUUUGUUCCCUGCCUUCCUGUAUCUUCCUGGUAUCGGUCACUGCGAAACCAAUUACAGCGUACGCAUCACAAAAUGCCCUGUGCAGCGUCCUGUUGUCCCUUUGCCGGUCGAUCUGGCCACGGAAGCGGAAGUUCCACCGGACCGGACAGCAAUUCUCACGUAACAGAGAAACACUACGGUUGCUACAAGACGGGCAUCUUUUUCGCCCUCGCCAUCAUCCUGCUGCUGCUGGUCGGUUGUCUGCCCGUCUUCCUGCUCACCACCAACAACAACCUGAUCCUGCUGAUCCUGCUCGUGACGCUUCUGUUCAUCGGUCUCGCCACCUUCCUGUACUUCCGCUGGCAGCGCAAUCGAGCACUCGCGAUGCGACGCACGUACGAGCAGCAAAAGUUUGCGCUGACACGCGUCCAUCAUUCUUCCGGCCCAACAGGCACCAUCGCCACCAACAGCAACACCGUCGGCACCGACUCGUCCAAGGCGAAUGGUGUGGGAUCGAAAAAUAUCACCCAAGCCGCACUACCGUACGGGCAGACUACAGCAUCCAAAUUAAGCGAACCAAUCCGGACGGGAACACUGCAAACGGCCAUCAAGCCCGAUCCAGCAUUCGUUGCGGAAGGAACGUUGCAGCGACCCACCACGAAAAGUCCGCCCCGGUAUUCGUUCAUCUGAAGCAACAAAAAGGAAAACUGUGCUAUAAUGUUGAUAAAUGUGCACACAAAACUGUGGUUACCAGCCUGCUCUCUCUCUCUCUCUCUCUCUCUCUCUCUCUCUCUCUCUCUCUCUCUUUUUGCUAGUACAUUUAACCAUUUUGUUUUAAAUGAAACACGAUUCAAACAUUAAUUGUACUUUCGCUCGAAUGACGCGUACCGGUCCGGCAUGUUGGCUGUUUGUCUGUCAAUAUUUUAUUACCGCAGCCGGUAAUCAACCUCAAACAUAAAUCUGCAACAAGCGCGUUUUUAUAUCGACCCAAAAGUAAUAUUGAAACUAUUUUAGACCUAGUUAGGCGUGUUAGCAGGACACAGCAAAAAAAUAUCGCCCCGACUGAUCAGGAAUAUCUGUUUGAAGUCUGACCGUUACCACCCGCAAUGGCGCGAGUCCUCGCUGUGCCUUGCUUUAUUUAAUUUAUAUAUCAUGCUCGGCCGAGCCGAUUUCCAUGCGGUUAAUUACGUUAGUGCGGUGUGAGGUUUCCACGUGGACAGGGUUUUUUUUGGUCGGUGGAGAAUUCCUGGAGUACGCGGCGUAUUGUCAAUCGACCGGCAUUGUUGUUGUUUACCGUCGAAUCGCUUGUUUUACACAAUUAUUAAUUACACAUUCAAUGGCGGAUGUUUGUUCGAUUUGAAGAGCGAAAAUCGCCCCUUGCUGUUGUGCAUAAUUUAAGAUAAAGCUUACAACAAAUAUAUUUAGAGCCGUUUUUCUUUAAAUAAAUACUUCAACCGUUUGU